Coffea eugenioides is the source of this 1840-nucleotide messenger RNA. Its product is annotated as zinc finger CCCH domain-containing protein ZFN-like. Gene Ontology annotation, molecular function: metal ion binding; mRNA binding. The transcript is spliced from 7 exons. NCBI's taxonomy places the organism in Eukaryota, Viridiplantae, Streptophyta, Magnoliopsida, Gentianales, Rubiaceae. The coding region runs from base 228 to 1514 and encodes 428 amino acids. The record is from RefSeq and is a predicted model, not a curated record.
UCGAGAUAGUGACUCAGAGAGGAAGGAAGGGAAGAAUAAAAAGACCAAAAAAAUAGUCAAGUUUUGCAUAGGGAUUGUUGAGUUAAAUAAGAAAAUAAUUAUCUUGAUUUGUUUUUAGUUGAAAAAGACCAAAGCACUGAGCAGAGGCUUGUCCAUUUUCAGUUUCUUUGUCAGCAGAUUUUUGAUCAAGUUGUUUCAAUUUCGUUGGUAAAUCUAAUUCUUGAUAGAUGAUGAAGAACAUUGAAGUUCAGCAUAAUGGAGGAGUCUCCAAAUCGUCUAAUUUAUUUGCAGGGAAGGAAAGAGUUGAUGAAGCUUUGGGGGUGUUGAAAAUUGAGGACAAUGGUGAUGACACUGGAGGUGCCUAUGGAGCGGUUUGUUUUCCUGAUCGUCCUGGUGAGCCUGAUUGUAUAUACUAUUUGAGGACUGGGAAAUGUGGUUAUGGAAGUAGAUGUCGGUUCAAUCAUCCUUCAUAUUCCAGCCAGGGGCAUCAGAAUUCUGGUGUACUUCCAGAAAGGGAGGGAAAACCUGAAUGCAGGCACUAUAUAAGGACAGGUAUCUGCAAAUUUGGAUCAGCUUGUAGAUAUCAUCACCCGCAGGAUAGACAUAAUUCUGAUCCACUCUUGUUGAACAUUUGGGGGUUUCCUAUGCGUAAGGAUGAAAAGCCGUGUCCUUAUUAUAUGCGAACUAGUACGUGCAAAUUUGGAGUAAUGUGCAAGUUUGACCAUCCGCAGCCUGUAUCUGCUGCUAACGGCUUACAUGUCACAGGAUCUACUGCCUAUGGAUCUACGACCUUAGCAUUUAUGACCUCAUCUAGCAUACCCUAUGUAGGCGGAGUUUCAGAUUUAUCAAUACCAAAGACAAAUUCUAUAAUCAAUCCAUCUGUGCAAGGUUCCCAAUCUUAUAUGCCUCUUUAUCUAUCACCUUUUCAGUGUUGGAGUACAUACAUGGGAACCAUGGGUGGCUCUUCUAUUUUGGAUGAUCUUGCCGAUCAAACUUUUGGUGGUCAGAUACCUCUGUUGUCCUCAUCAUCUCACCAACCUGACAGACCUGAUCAACCUGAAUGCCAUGAUUUUGUCAAUACUGGGAGCUGCAAAUAUGGAGCAGACUGUAAGUACUAUCACCCAAGAAAUAAGGUUGCUCCAACCACAUCAAAUUUGUUAGGGCCACUUGGUCUCCCUCUACGACCUGGGCAAGCUGUAUGUUCGUACUAUGCUAUGCAUGGACUCUGCAGAUAUGGUCCUACUUGCAAGUAUGAUCACCCUUUGGCAGGAUAUGUCGGUGUCCCUUCCCUAGUAUUUAAUACAUCUGUCUUGCCAUAUCAGUGGAAUUCACCCACCGUACCCUCGACUGAGACAUCUCCCUCAAUGUCAUCUAAAUUGCCUGACCUUUCGAGGAGCUCUGAAGUUACAAUGCAGAAAGGACAGAAUUCAAAUACUGAAAAACUUCUGCAUAUCGGUGCCCCACCAAGUACUUCCCAAAGACCUUUAGAAGUUCAACAAGAUGAAUCCGAUUGAAGUCACCUAUUUUUCCCUUCUCUCCUGCCGUCUGUUUCAUAUUCAUUACCUUUAUAAGGUCUACAAUGGCAAAAAAGAGAAGGGAGAGAUAAACUAUUUAUCUUCAUAAAUUGACAGUUGAUGAAUUGUAGCUGAUUCCUCCAACAUGUUUUUGUCUCUCUGAAAGGGCAUGGGGUCAUCAUUCUUUCUCCCUUGGUGUCCUUCCUGGAUUCGCAUUUUUGUUCUCUUUCUUCUCUUGAAUUUUCUUCAGUUUUGCAGAGGAUAGUGAACUGUGUCUUGUGAGUGGACGGAAUUGUUGGAAGUCUAUACAGACUUUACCUUUUUUU